Metschnikowia bicuspidata var. bicuspidata NRRL YB-4993 is the source of this 660-nucleotide messenger RNA. RefSeq lists its product as uncharacterized. The transcript has a single exon. The record is from RefSeq and is a predicted model, not a curated record. The coding region runs from base 1 to 660 and encodes 219 amino acids. NCBI's taxonomy places the organism in Eukaryota, Fungi, Ascomycota, Pichiomycetes, Serinales, Metschnikowiaceae.
AUGUUCCAAAUUGCACGUUCAAACACCGCCAAAUUCGCCGUUUUCCAGGCCAGAUGCUUCACUGGGGCUCAAUUGUUGAGCUCCCAGGCUGCCGUCGCAAGCAGAAAACCGGUUUCCCCGGAACUCAAGGAUUUGCGAGCCCAACUCAAGCUGGAGAAGCUGGUCUUGAACGAGAUGAAGAUCGAAUUGAGGAAGAUUUUGGACAACGAGAAGAAAAAGAAAAAAAUUGCACUUGAGAAGAAGCGCGAGGCAAGAGCUCUCAGGCCAUACAAGCAUAUCACUCCAUUAAACCUUUUUGUGAAAGAGAACAUCAAGAGCAUUGGCGCUUUGGCUGAGACCAGUCAAGCGUGGGUCAAGUUGAGCGACGCGGAAAAGGAAUCAUAUGUUGAAAAAGCCAAAAAGUUCAAUGAAGACCAGCUGAAGAUCUACACUCCAAAGCCAGUCGGACCUGUUCCUGCUUACGCAAAAUUCUUGAAGUCCGUCUGGACCGCAGGAGCCGACUUCGGUGAAGCUUCUAAAGCGGCUUCCCUGGAGUGGAAGAAAUUGACACCGGAAGAAAAGAUGACAUUUUCGCCUUCCGACAAGGAGCGGGCAGCCUACAAGUUGGCUUAUGCCGCCUGGAAAGAGGAGAGACUCAGGCUUGCUAACUCCAAGGCCUAA